Molecule: messenger RNA, 1663 nt
Organism: Jatropha curcas
Lineage: Eukaryota; Viridiplantae; Streptophyta; Magnoliopsida; Malpighiales; Euphorbiaceae
Source: RefSeq, a predicted model, not a curated record
AGGUGAGAGGUGCCAUAUUUUAUGGCAUGAAUAAGGCAUUGGGAUUCCAAUAUGGUGGGCUCCCUAUGCACUACCCAACAAUUUUUCAAUAUCCUCCAUCUCAUCAUCUGCCACAGACGACCACAGUGCCAUUUCAUGUCAACCCCAACGAGUUAAUGACUUACCUUCAUAAACCCAUCUUCUUCUUCCAACCCUCCUCUCUUCUUUUUUCUUUCAUGCAUCAAAAUCUUGAAUUUUCUUGAUUCAUCUAUUCAUUUUUAUUAAAGAAUCAAGAACCAAUAUCAUAAACACCUUCAUGGGAUACCUUUCUUGUAAAGCAGAAUCAGCCAUUGCUAUCUCCACUCCAGUUUCUCAAGUUAAUUCUUGUAAAACCACUCAAAAUAAACAGGAAAAACCCAUCAAGAUCCAGCAAUUUCACUACAGUGAUCUUGAAGCAGCUACCAAUGGUUUCUCUGACCAGAAAUUGUUGGGUAAAGGUAGCCAUGGUUGUGUCUACAAGGCUGUUAUCCGUGGACGCCACGUUGCUAUCAAGAAACCGUCAAAAGGUCUUGAAAUUGGGCACGAAGUGGAUAAUGAGAUCGAGAUCUUGUCAAAGAUUCACAGCCCAAGAUUGGUAAACUUAUUAGGCUUUGCAAAUGAUAGUAAAGAUAGAUUGCUUGUUGUUGAAUUUAUGUGCAAUGGUACUCUUUAUGAUAUUCUUCAUUCAAAUUCAAGAACACCCAAUUGGGGAAGAAGAAUUCGAUUAGCUUUACAAAUUGCUAAGGCUAUUGACAUAUUACACUCACAAAACCCGCCAAUAAUUCAUAGAGAUAUAAAGUCUGCAAAUGUUUUGAUUGAUAGGAAUUUUAAUGCAAGAUUGGGCGAUUUUGGAUUGGCAUUGAGAUGUGGUAUUGAUGAUGAUUAUAGACUUAAAUCAACCCCACCUGCCGGUACUAUUGGUUAUCUUGAUCCAUGUUAUGUUACUCCAGAUAAUUUGAGUACUAAAACUGAUGUCUUUAGUUUUGGGAUUUUGUUGUUGGAGAUUAUUAGUGGAAGAAAGGCUAUUGAUGUGGGGCAUUCACCACCCUCUAUUGUGGAUUGGGCAAUUCCACUUAUAAAGAAGGGAAAGCUUGGUGCAAUAUAUGAUCCAAGAAUUGCUCCUCUUAAAGAUCAUAUGAUUAGGAGGCAAUUGGCUUUGGUUGCUGCUAAAUGUGUGAGGUCUUGUAGGGAGAGGAGGCCAGCAAUGAAGGAGGUUGUUGAUUGGUUGACUGCAUUGAGUAAAUUAGUUCCUCUUCAUUCAUGGAAUGGAUUUAAUAAUCCAUGUAUGAUGGUGGAGACAAAAUUAAGUUUCCUUUCAUUCAUGGAAUGGAUUUAAUAAUCCAUGUAUGAUGGUGGAGACAAUGGGAAAAGACCGAUAGUAAACUUUGGUGCACAAUCAGUCAAGGAUUCUCGGAGAGUAUAUUCAGGCUUGGGGUUUCGGAGCAAUUGAUGGAACUUAUUGGCGGGGUACAGAAGAGAGAGUCUCAGAUUUUUUUGGGGUGAGGCUGAAUUGCAGUUGAAUCAAAGUUUGACGUUGGCAAAGCGAGUUUCUAGUUGUACAGAUUUUGGUAGUGCAAGAUAUGGUAUCAAAGGAGGGAGCUUCAAUCGAAGAUGUCCUGGUAAUGAGAAAGGUCUCCUUGAAUGA